AUGUCCGACGUCUCACCUCCUACAACAGCAGCUACCAACAAACGACCCGCCUCACCUUCACCUUCCGCCGACUCAACAGCUCAAGCAUCUGCCAAGAGAGCCAAACCCGACGGAGAGUCUAAAUCUGAUACAGAGAAGAAAGGGGAAUCAAACGGUAACGGAGAAGCAGGAGAGCCCACUAAGAAGAAGAUGGAUGAAGUUGAGAUGGAGGGCGCCGAUGCUGGCCCCUCGAACACUCUCGCCCCCGCCCCUUCCUCAGUCCCAGCCGCACCAGUGAAAUCCGAAGCUCCCCCACAACAGAUCUCCAUGAGAUCAUUGAUCGUUACUCAAGAUGCCAGUAUCAUCAUUGGACGAGGUGGUGCUCAUGUCAAUGAAAUCAGAGAAAAAUCAAGCGCCCGAGUCACCGUCUCCGAAUCCAUCCCUGGCAAUCCCGAACGAAUCCUUAAUGUCUCUGGUGCUCUAGAUGCUGUCGCCAAGGCCUUUGGUCUUAUUGUGAGACGAAUCAACGAUGAACCAUUCGAUGUCGCCUCUGUCCCCGGAUCCCGUGCUGUCACUAUCAAAUUCAUCAUCCCCAAUUCGCGUAUGGGCAGUGUAAUUGGUAAAGGUGGUUCCAAGAUCAAGGAAAUCCAAGAAGCCUCCGGAGCAAGACUGAAUGCUAGUGAAGCUAUGUUACCAGGAUCCACCGAGCGAGUCCUGUCUGUGUCUGGAGUAGCUGACGCAGUGCACAUUGCGGUAUACUACAUCGGGACAAUCUUACUUGAAUACCAAGAACGUAAUCCUGGAGCAUCAACCAGCUCGUAUAGACAAGUUGGAGCUCGUAAUGGACCUCCAGGUGGUGGGGGUGGUGCACCCCCUCAAUUCAACAACAAAGAUCCCAACGCGCCUCCUCCACCCGGUAUGCAGACUCAACAGAUCUUUAUACCUAAUUCUCUAGUCGGUGCUAUCAUUGGUAAAGGCGGUUCAAAGAUCAAUGAGAUAAGGGGUCAAUCACAAUGUCAGAUCCGAGUGACCGACCCUGGGACUGCUGCACCUGGAACAGUCGCCAAUCCCGAAGAGAGACUGGUAACUAUUACUGGAUAUCCUCAUAACAUCAAUACGGCGGUAUCAUUACUAUAUGCUCGAGUGGAACAAGAGCGUACAAAGAUGUUAUCCCAGGAUCGUGUGUAG
This is a messenger RNA of Kwoniella mangroviensis CBS 8507, 1167 nucleotides long. RefSeq lists its product as uncharacterized. NCBI's taxonomy places the organism in Eukaryota, Fungi, Basidiomycota, Tremellomycetes, Tremellales, Cryptococcaceae. Bases 1 to 1167 code for a protein of 388 amino acids. Gene Ontology annotation, molecular function: RNA binding. The transcript has 8 exons. The record is from RefSeq and is a predicted model, not a curated record.